GUCGGUCUGUCGGCCUAUAAUUACAGCUUUACGCGUAAUCACGUAUAUACAUAUACUUAUUCUAGAUUCUAAAUAAUGGCCAAUCCAUUAUCAUCUCAACCUCUUCAAGUCCGUGUGCUUACGAUGGCAAAGAACCUGCAAUUCCUCUGGUUUACAGGUCACCUCUUGACUUUGUUCGGUGCCUUGUUGUAUGUAAUCUCUCUUGUGACAUUUAGUUCCAGUACAAAGGGCUACACAAUGGCCUACAUUGGUGCAAUUAUAUCUUAUGGUGUUGUCAUCUACAAAUCCCACGGUAUCCCUCAACUUAAUGCCCCAUUUGCACAGAAGUUGGCAAUGGAUGAGAAUGCUCAGUACCUUCUCUUGGCUCUUUACUGGAUGUUCUCUAGUCCUAUUUCUGUGAGUCUUGUUCCCUAUGUAUCAUUCAGCACUUUCCAUGCGCUUGGCUAUGUCAGAACCAGUAUUAUUCCCACUAUAUUCCCUGUACCCGCUGGUUCCACUACAAGCUGGCAACCAAAGACUCAGUUGCAGAUCAAGACAUGGACUGACAAGAACUAUGGUCCUGGUAUGAGAUUUGUUGCCCAAAUUGAAGUUGUUGGUAUUAUGGGUCGUUUGAUUCUUGGACUUUUCAAGUUGCGUGUCAUGUCUGUAUUUGUGUUUGCCCAAUUCUUGCGAUUCCGUUUCCACCUCUCUUCCUACACCAGACAGGCCUUUACCGAGCUCCGUACUCGCCUUGACAGCCUUAUCUUGCCUCCAACCGCUGAUCCCCGUAUUCCCGCAGUAGUUCCCAAGGCCUAUUUAACCAUCAAGGACAUGAUUACUCGUUAUGGUCAAGCUGUUGUACAGCAGCAGCCUGCACCCCAAUAAACUAGAUAAAAGGGAGAAUGAAGGAAAGAGAGUGUAUGUGUUUGUUUUUUCUACCACGAACUUUUCUUUAGUAUUAUUGUUGCUAUUAUUAUUAUUAAAAGAAAAAGAAAAGAAAAGAAAUGUG
Phycomyces blakesleeanus NRRL 1555(-) is the source of this 988-nucleotide messenger RNA. RefSeq lists its product as hypothetical. Gene Ontology annotation, cellular component: membrane; endoplasmic reticulum. The record is from RefSeq and is a predicted model, not a curated record. NCBI's taxonomy places the organism in Eukaryota, Fungi, Mucoromycota, Mucoromycetes, Mucorales, Phycomycetaceae. Gene Ontology annotation, biological process: endoplasmic reticulum tubular network organization; membrane organization. Bases 76 to 864 code for a protein of 262 amino acids. The transcript is spliced from 6 exons.